AUGAGUGCGUUAGUGACUGUAGCCACAUGUAACCUGAACCAAUGGGCGUUAGACUUUGAUGGUAAUCUAGAACGUAUCAUUGAGUCCAUUCAUAUAGCGAAGGAGCGUGGUGCACGCUAUCGUGUCGGUCCAGAGCUAGAGAUUUGUGGCUAUGGCUGUGAGGAUCAUUUCCUCGAGCAAGAUACAUUCUAUCAUUGUUGGCAGUCGCUCGAGUUCAUUCUACGCUCAGACGUGACAAACAAUAUCUUAUGUGACAUUGGUAUGCCAGUUAUGCACAACGGUGUGCGCUACAAUUGCCGCGUCUUUUGUCUCAAUCAGCGCAUUCUAUUGAUUCGUCCCAAGCUUUUUCUUGCAGAUGACGGAAAUUAUCGUGAGACACGCUGGUUUACUACAUGGAAACCUAAUCAAGGUGCAGGCAAGUCAUGUGGUCUUGAUAACUUUGUGCUGCCGGCUACUCUGCAGAAGCUUACAGGUGUGGUGCACGUGCCAUUCGGUUCCGGUGCUGUAUCUACACUCGACACAUCGUGCGCGUCGGAGGCUUGCGAAGAGCUUUUUACACCUGACAGUCCGCACAUAAACCUUAGUCUGGCUGGUGUGGAAAUUAUUGGAAAUGGCUCGGGAUCGCACCACCAGCUGCGCAAGCUUGACCAACGGAUGGACUUGAUCCGUGGAGCAGCUACCAAGAGCGGCGGUGUAUAUCUGUACGCAAACCAACAGGGUUGUGAUGGCGGUCGUCUAUACUUUGAUGGCUGUGCUGUUGUUGUGGUGAAUGGUCAAGUGAUUGCACAGGGCACACAGUUUUCAGUGAAGGACGUCGAGGUGGUUACGGCAACAGUGGAUCUGGAUGAUGUGCGGUCAUACCGCGGCUCUGUUAGCAGUCGUAGUGAGCAGGCAAGCUCGUUGGACACUGUGAUCCCCAAAGUUGCCGUCGAUUUUAGCUUGUGCCAUGACGAAAAGUCAUUUACUCAACCUACUACACCUGCCAUUGAAGUUAAAUAUCAUGUACCAGAGGAGGAGAUUGCGCUUGGUCCGGCAUGCUGGCUGUGGGAUUAUUUGCGUCGAAGCGGAGGUAGCGGUUUUUUCUUGCCUCUUUCAGGCGGUGCGGAUUCAUCGUCUGUGGCAUGCAUCGUCGGCGUGAUGUGCCAUCUCGUGACUAACGCCGCCAAUGAGGGUGACGAACAAGUUAGAAAAGACGUUCAGCGGAUUAUGGGUACGUCAGACCAAGUGUAUCAACCACUGACGCCUGCCGCUUUGGCUUCACACAUUCUCCAUACUACGUACAUGGGUACAAAGAAUAGCUCGGCUGCCACGAAAAAGCGCGCUGCAACUCUCGCAAGCGAGAUUGGGUGCUAUCAUCUUAGCAUGGGUAUGGACAUGAUGGUGGAUGCUGUUGUCAAAACUUUUUCCCUUCUGACAGGCAAGACACCUCAGUACUUUUCUCGAGGAGGCACUAUGCAGGAAGAUUUGGCGCUUCAAAACAUUCAAGCGCGCCUUCGUAUGGUGAUGGCUUAUCUUUUUGCCCAGCUUUUGCCGUGGGUGCGCUCAAAAACUGGCUUCUUGCUCGUGCUCAGUUCCGGUAACGUCGAUGAAGCGUUGCGUGGAUACAUGACCAAGUACGAUUGUAGCAGUGGUGACUUGAACCCGAUUGGCGCGGUGUCAAAGGGCGACCUGAAAAAACUUCUGCGUUGGGCAGCUGUUAACUACAAUUAUCCCUCUCUACGGACUGUUGAGGAAGCUCCUCCAACUGCGGAGCUACGUCCCACCGACGACAAUGCUGACGAAGAUGCUGACCAUUCUCAGCUGGAUGAGGAUGACAUGGGCAUGACAUAUGAGGAGCUAGGUUUUUUCGGCCGGCUGCGUAAGAUUGACCGAUGCGGUCCCUAUUGGAUGUUUCGCAAGCUCACGCACUUGUGGAGUCACUUGACACCCACUGUUGUCGCGACGAAGGUGAAGCGAUUCUUUUUCUAUUAUUCUGUUAACCGCCACAAGAUGACUACGCUGACUCCUUCCUACCACGCUGAGAAUUACUCUCCCGAUGACAACCGAUUCGACUUGCGCCCCUUCGUCUACAACUCACGUUGGACUCGCCAGUUUAACUCCAUCGAUACGCAUGCCACAAAGCUGGAAGAGAAAAAGGAGCAGUGA
Molecule: messenger RNA, 2145 nt
Organism: Peronospora belbahrii
Lineage: Eukaryota; Oomycota; Peronosporomycetes; Peronosporales; Peronosporaceae
Source: the annotation of a GenBank genome assembly